Molecule: messenger RNA, 2440 nt
Organism: Manis javanica (Malayan pangolin)
Lineage: Eukaryota; Metazoa; Chordata; Mammalia; Pholidota; Manidae
Source: RefSeq, a predicted model, not a curated record
UUUGCUGCCUCGGUCGCCGCGGUCCCCGGGGAGCGGGCUCCGGAGCUCUCUCCCAUUGGCCGUCGCUGUGUCAGCUGGUGCGAUUUGCUGCUGUCGCUUUUGGCGUUCGGCCAUCCAGAAACAAACCAGUUCGAUGACUACUAAUAGUUAUAGCCAGAUGUACUAAUACACAACAAAUCACAGUCCUGCAGAGGGGCGCGCAAAUGAGUUCCUAUUUUGUGAAUCCCACUUUCCCCGGGAGCCUGCCCAGCGGCCAGGACUCCUUCUUGGGCCAGCUGCCCCUCUACCCGGCUGGCUAUGACGCGCUGAGGCCCUUCCCAGCCUCGUACGGGGCGUCCAGCCUUCCGGACAAGACGUACACCUCACCUUGUUUCUACCAACAGUCCAACUCGGUCCUCGCCUGUAACCGGGCGUCCUACGAGUACGGGGCCUCGUGUUUCUAUUCUGAUAAGGACCUCAGUGGCACCUCGCCCUCGGGCAGUGGCAAGCAGAGGGGCCCCGGGGACUACCUGCACUUUUCUCCCGAGCAGCAGUACAAACCCGACAGCAGCAGCGUGCCAGGCAAAGCGCUCCAUGACGAAGGCACCGACCGGAAGUACACGAGCCCUGUUUACCCCUGGAUGCAGCGGAUGAACUCCUGCGCGGGUGCUGUGUACGGGAGUCACGGGCGCCGAGGCCGCCAGACCUACACGCGAUACCAGACGCUGGAGCUGGAGAAGGAGUUCCACUUCAACCGCUACCUGACGCGGCGCCGCCGCAUCGAGAUCGCUAACGCGCUCUGCCUCACCGAGCGCCAGAUCAAGAUCUGGUUCCAGAACCGCCGCAUGAAGUGGAAAAAGGAAAAUAAACUCAUCAAUUCCACACAGCCCAGCGGGGAGGACGCUGAGGCAAAGGCGGGCGAGUAGACUCCUGGGCAGGGACAAGGCCAGCAACAGCAACCUCCCUCGGCUUUGCCCCCUUGCCUUCUCCUGUUCCCCAACUUUUCUCCCUGCCUGCUCCUAUUGUUUGGUGGGGGGGGGGGCUUCCGCAGCUUCAGGGGAACCCGGAGCUUUGAAACGCCUGAGUAUUUCUUACGAAAUAAUAAUAACCCACACACAGCCAACCCUAGCGGUGGAGCAGGGCGCACGGCACACAUAGCCCGGCUCUCCAAGGCUGCCCAAGCCUGCUCGGGAUCCCAGGGCGCGCCCCGAAUUCGUCCCUGGCUCUUGUGCUAGCGUCUCUGUACGCCUCUGAGCUCGGGACGCAGGAUUACUGGAGAGGAGAGAACACCAGGCCGAGCCCCUUUUGGUGCCUGGGAAUUUCCGCCUCGGUCUUUUGCCACCAAGUCCCGGAGGAUACCACCAAAUCGACUGCGGCCACUGGAAAGAGGGGGCCUAAAGGCUGGGCCCCAGGAGUUCUGUGGCCUCCCAGCCCCCCCCCCAGACAGGAAGAAGAGCGGGGAACAAAGGGUGCCCUGAGAGAGCCUGGGCUCUCGGCCCCGCGCCCAACCGUCCAUGGAAGAGGAGCAGCCUCAGCCGUGUUGAGCCAACCUGGGCGCGGGUGGAACUUUACAGCCCCGGGAGCGACUGGGCUCCCAAAGGCUCCGUGCUCUGGAUUCCGGCUGCCUGCCUCCGAUAGCGUCGGCGCUGCCAACAACCACAGCAGCUUUCAGGACCUAAGGAGGGAGCCCAGGGCCAUGGAAACAGCAAGAGUUCUGGUUUCCAAACGUGCCAGAGGUGCCUGCGACGCGCGGCCUCCAGCUUGGAUAUCCCUCCGUGAUUUUCGGCUGUUUGAGAAUUUAUUUCGUCUUUUAGAACGCAGGAAAAUAACUACGGAGACACUAGGCACUGCCACGAAAUGCUUCCACUAGCAUCCUCAUUUUACUCCUGGAUAUCUAAGCAAGACCAUAAUAAUUCAGUCCAUGGGUCCCCAGCCCCCAAGCAGCUUCUGUGGCUGCGGGGAGCCUGGGUUCACUCGCCGGCUUCACCGGGAACCCUCUGACUUGGGGCCUGGCUGGCUGGAGGAAAGGGACUCGUUGGUGAAAAUUCUCCAGAAUGGAUACUUAAAGCAAAACAAAUAGCAAAGUAAUGACACGAAAGCCGUACUUAAAGAAAGAAAAAUCAACUCCAGUUAUAAAAGUGUAUGGAAUUUGACCUCGCCUCAGAGAAACACUACACAAAAGCUAUCUUUAAUAGACGCCUGUCAUUUAAGAGCGGCAGGGACACUGUCCCGCAUGCGCUCGCAAAAAACAGAGUCAUAAUUGUAGCUGCUGCUGCGGGCAGGAUUUAUUUCUCCAAUUGACUAAAUGGCCUCCCCUCUUCCCCGAAGGUGAUAUCUGUAUUUUAAAAUUUCAGAGCUGCCGGUACGACAGGCAGAACCGACCCCAACCUCGACACAAAAAUAAGGGGCUGCACAGCGGGAAAAUGAAGUUGUUGUAAAUAAAAUCCAAGUCACCAUCUCC